UGCUUCUCGUUCGCCUCUGGUUUAAAACUAGGGUUAGGCCACGAUUCUGUUUUACCCAAAAGCUCAUCUCCAUCGCCGUUUGGCUCUCUGAAAAAAUCAUCCUAUUAGUUUUUUCUUUGCUCGAUCUGUUCGAAUCUGUGAUUAUGGAGAUGGAGCGUGUUCACGAGUUUCCUCACACACACAUGGAUCGCCGUCCCCGAAAGAGAGCGCGUCUCGGCUGGGACGUGUUGCCUACAGCGCCUAAGGCUCAGGUAGGAAUGUUUUGUGGACAAGAGAUUGGGAAUUUGUCAAGCUUUGGAGCUCCUUCGGAGAUUAGUAGCUCUUCUCUUUCUGUUAAGACUGUUGCUCGUAAUGAUUCUCCCCCGUGGCGUGAAGAUGACAAGGAUGGACAUUACAUGUUUGAACUGGGAGAUGACUUAACCCCACGCUAUAAAAUAUAUAGCAAGAUGGGAGAAGGUACCUUUGGUCAAGUGCUAGAAUGUUGGGAUAGGGAGAGGAAGGAAAUGGUGGCAGUGAAAAUUGUUCGUGGAGUGAAGAAAUACCGUGAGGCGGCUAUGAUUGAAAUUGAGAUGCUUCAACAGCUUGGUAAACAUGACAAAGGUGGCAAUCGUUGUGUACAAAUUCGGAACUGGUUUGACUAUCGUAACCAUAUAUGUAUCGUAUUUGAGAAGCUUGGAUCAAGUUUAUACGAUUUUCUUCGGAAAAACAAUUAUCGCUCCUUUCCCAUUGAUCUUGUCCGUGAGAUUGGCUGGCAACUCUUGGAAUGUGUAGCAUUUAUGCAUGACUUGCACAUGAUUCAUACGGACCUGAAACCAGAAAACAUCCUCUUAGUCUCCUCAGACUAUGUGAAAAUUCCCGAGUACAAGGGUUCCCGAUUACAGAGGGAUGUUUCCUAUAAACGAGUACCUAAAUCAAGUGCAAUAAAGGUUAUUGAUUUUGGUAGCACAACUUAUGAGCGACAGGAACAAAGCUACAUUGUGUCAACUAGACAUUACAGGGCACCAGAAGUCAUUUUAGGACUUGGCUGGAGUUAUCCUUGUGAUGUUUGGAGCAUUGGGUGUAUCAUAGUGGAGCUGUGCACGGGAGAAGCAUUGUUCCAAACACAUGAAAAUCUUGAGCAUCUAGCGAUGAUGGAGCGUGUUCUUGGUCCGUUGCCUCAACAAAUGCUGAAGAAAGUGGACCGACACGCAGAGAAAUAUGUGAGAAGAGGUCGUUUAGAUUGGCCCGAUGGGGCAACCUCAAGAGACAGCCUGAAAGCAGUAUUGAAGCUUCCCAGGCUUCAGAAUCUGAUAAUGCAACAUGUGGACCAUUCGGCGGGAGAGUUGAUAAACAUGGUGCAAGGGCUGCUUAGGUUUGAUCCGGCGGAAAGACUAACCGCUCGUGAAGCACUGAGGCAUCCUUUUUUCGCAAGGAGAAGAUGACGACGUGACCUUGAAUUUGACGACGAGGAGUGUUGUAUAUAGUGAGAUGUAUGUUUGUAGUAGUAAAAACUAAAACCUUUACGAAAUGGUGUUACGUGACAACCCUCUACGAAUUCUGAUAUCAUUAAUUAAAACAAAUGCUUUGAAUCACUCUUUUUUGAAGUGAAGAGCGAUUAUUUGUCUAUCA
Messenger RNA from Brassica napus (rape), 1608 nucleotides. RefSeq names its product serine/threonine-protein kinase AFC2. The transcript has 12 exons. Gene Ontology annotation, molecular function: protein kinase activity; ATP binding. The record is from RefSeq and is a predicted model, not a curated record. The coding region runs from base 144 to 1421 and encodes 425 amino acids. NCBI's taxonomy places the organism in Eukaryota, Viridiplantae, Streptophyta, Magnoliopsida, Brassicales, Brassicaceae. Gene Ontology annotation, biological process: protein phosphorylation. Gene Ontology annotation, cellular component: nucleus.